CUGAAUGAAAGACAGCACCAUGUUUUUUACUGCUAUUUUGGAUUGGUGUGACUUAAAGAACUGUUUGCUAAUGCUUGGUCUGCUUUUACUCUUUAUCAGAUCACGGAAGAAAGGAAAUUCAGAUUUUCCUCCUGGACCAUGGGUUAUUCCUUUAUUGCAUGAUAUCCUCGUUGGUUUUGGUCAUCACACUAUAGAUAAGAUUGCUCAAAGGUAUGGACAUAUUUUCAGCAUCAGGAGAGGUGGCAUCAAGAUAGUCUAUGUGUCAGGAUUCAAGAUGGCACAUGAAGUCUUGGUUACCCAAGGAGACAACUUCCUUGAUCGCCCUGUGUCUCCUCUCCUUAAUGAGGCCUUCAAAGGCAACGGGAUUUCUGCUAGCAAUGGGUAUAGAUGGAGAAGACAACGGCACUUUUCAGUCAGCCAUAUCUAUCCCUUUGGUGAUGGCAGAAGAGCCCUGGAACUGAACAUUCUGCGGGAGUGUGCACUUCUGACUGAGGCCAUCCAAGAGGAGAUAGGUGUAGCCUUUGAUCCUUAUACCAAGAUCACCAAUGCUGUGACAAAUGUUAUUGGAUUUUUGGUGUUUGGAAAGUGCUUCAACAACAGUUCCGGCGACUUUCAAACACUUCUUAACCUUAGUGCAGAAACUGGUUCACUCGUGCGCACACCCCUUGCUCAGCUUUAUGAUAUUUGUCCAUGGCUCAUGAAGCGAUUCCCAGGACCUCGAGAGACAAUACUGAGCAACUACUCAAAGGUUGCUGCCUUUCUGAGAAAACAAAUCGAGAUUCACAAGAAAGACUGGGAUCCUUUUCAUCACAGAGACUUCAUAGACUCCUACAUAGGAGAGAUAGAUAAGCGAAGGAAAGACAGAGAGGCAGGUUUCCAGGUUGAAAACCUGGUAUACUGCACCUUGGACAUGUUUGAAGCUGGCACUGAAACCAUGACCAGCACACUACGAUGGGCUCUACUCUUCAUGAUGAAGUAUCCAGAAGUGCAGAAGGCAGUCCAAGCUGAGAUCGACAGAGUGGUGGGACAGUCUCGCCAACCCAGCCUGGCAGACAAAGUCAACAUGCCCUAUAUCAACGCAGUUCUCCAUGAGACGCAGCGGGUUGCCAGUAUCCUGCCGUUCAGUACACCCCGCGUGGCACGGCGAGACACAACGCUGGGAGGAUAUCUGAUCCCAGAGGGGACCGUGGUCAUAACCAGUCUGUCCUCAGUGCUGCAUGACAAGUCUAAAUGGAUGACUCCAGACAAGUUUAAUCCAAACCACUUCCUUGACAGCCAGGGAUUAUUUUGGAAAAGAGAGGCCUUCUUUGCUUUUUCUGCAGGGAAGAGGAUGUGUCUGGGAGAGCAGCUGGCCCAGAUGGAGCUGUUCCUGUUCUUCACCUCGCUCCUCCAGAGAUUCACCUUCUCCUCUCCACAUGGGGUAGAGCCCAGUCCUAAGACCCAAGGGAUGACUGUGAUGUCCCCCAAACCCUUCAAAGUCUGGGUGUCAACUCGCUAGUAAUGCUGU
Alosa sapidissima (American shad) is the source of this 1507-nucleotide messenger RNA. RefSeq names its product cytochrome P450 2J2-like. Gene Ontology annotation, cellular component: cytoplasm; intracellular membrane-bounded organelle. Bases 5 to 1498 code for a protein of 497 amino acids. NCBI's taxonomy places the organism in Eukaryota, Metazoa, Chordata, Actinopteri, Clupeiformes, Clupeidae. Gene Ontology annotation, biological process: xenobiotic metabolic process. The transcript is spliced from 9 exons. Gene Ontology annotation, molecular function: iron ion binding; heme binding; oxidoreductase activity, acting on paired donors, with incorporation or reduction of molecular oxygen, reduced flavin or flavoprotein as one donor, and incorporation of one atom of oxygen. The record is from RefSeq and is a predicted model, not a curated record.